CUGCACCCGCACUCACUUACUACUCACUCACAUUGUUCGUCACAGUGACUGUUCUCAGUCUGCACCACCAUCUAAGACCACUUCAUCCAACACCAGUAUCGGUUUCACGCGAUAUCUGGUCACAGGUGGCACGAUGUUGAAUGUAGUGCAGUGUCUGGCAUCUCCAUCUCAUCUCUCCCCUUCUCAAACACCCUAAAAUGCCCUUCCACGAUCUAAACCUCUUGUACACAUCCAAUCAUGACGAGCUACACAAUACACUUGCCUUUGAAGCCGAGCUGGGCUACACCAUUGUCGCUCUAUCUCUCUCCGUAACCGGAAAACUCCCAUCAACGCCACAACUCCUCCCAAUAUCGUCCCUCACAGUCCCCAAAUCCAUCACCAAACUCCUCUCACGCAUCACCAUCACCAUCAGCGAUGCCACUCAGAACCACCGCCUAUCUUCAUUACUCCCUCACUAUGACUUAGUCGCUCUCCGACCAACAAACGAAAAAGCGCUUCAACUAUGCUGCGGCAGUCUCGAAUGUGAUCUCAUCUCCAUCGAUUUCUCUCAACGUUUACCCUUCAUUCUCAAAUUCAAGACCGUCGCUUCUGCUCUUCAACGAGGCAUUCGAUUCGAAAUCUGCUAUUCCCCUGGUAUAGGUGGUGGUUCAGGUGGCCCUGGUAGUGAUGCAAGGAGGAAUCUCAUCAGCGGAGCCACGGCGUUGAUCCGAGCCACUAGAGGAAGAGGUAUCAUUCUCAGCAGUGAGGCCAGAAAUGCUCUGAGACUGAGAGGUCCAUAUGAUGUCACGAAUCUGGCUCAGCUGUGGGGAUUGGGUCAGGAGAGGGGGAAGGAAGCUAUAUGUGAAGAAGCGAAUAAGGUGGUUCGUCUGGCGAAGAUAAAGAGGACGAGUUUUCGAGGCGUGGUUGAUAUUGUUGAUGGGGGAAGACGAGAGGAGAAGCCGCAGUCUAAGAAUGUCGCUGCGAGUUCCCAGAUACCUGCUUGGGGUACAUCUGGCGGUAUGAAUACCACAUCUGAUCGACGAGACGGUCAAAAGGGACCAGCACCUGCUGCCUCCUCAGGCGGGACUAAUGGUGUUAAGAGAAAGGCGUCUGUCUCGCUCCCUACGCCGAUGACUUCAGUCACAGUCCAAGACGAGGGAGAUGACAAGCCCAUUUCUAAGCGUGAACAGAAACGUCGCGCAAAGAGGGCCAAGUUGGAAUCUAGGGAGAGUGCAAAGGCUGGCAAGGCAGAGAAGGUAGAUGGAGCAUGAUCGAUAUUCAGCGUUACAUUCAAGACAGUUACAACUGUUCUUGACUUUGGGGUGGCACCCGCCCAGGCACUGCCAUCUUGUUUUUGCAGAAACCUCUGUCCCACCAAUUCAACUACAUGCAAGCUUGCACAUCGUAAGGGAAAUGGAAAACGUUUUUUUGAAAAAAAGGUGGGCACA
Exophiala mesophila is the source of this 1427-nucleotide messenger RNA. RefSeq lists its product as uncharacterized. Gene Ontology annotation, molecular function: RNA binding. Lineage: Eukaryota; Fungi; Ascomycota; Eurotiomycetes; Chaetothyriales; Herpotrichiellaceae. The transcript has a single exon. Gene Ontology annotation, cellular component: nucleolar ribonuclease P complex. The coding region runs from base 198 to 1250 and encodes 350 amino acids. Gene Ontology annotation, biological process: tRNA processing. The record is from RefSeq and is a predicted model, not a curated record.